Molecule: messenger RNA, 945 nt
Organism: Funneliformis geosporum
Lineage: Eukaryota; Fungi; Glomeromycota; Glomeromycetes; Glomerales; Glomeraceae
Source: the annotation of a GenBank genome assembly
AUGGCUUCAGGAAAUCCUUUACCUAUCGAAACAUAUCUUAAAAAUUGGGAAGAAAUUUGUUCAAAUUUUUAUACAAAUGAUGAUAAACUUGCUGGUACAAUCGUUGGACUUGUAGAAUUUGCUUCACAUUCUAACGGGGAGGUAACCUUAAAUUUUUCCAAUGUUGACCAAACUAUGAUGGGAAAAACGGAAGAUUUAGAACCACUUUUUAAUAAAAUUGGAUUUAACAAUGGUGUAAUGUUAUUACCAAAAGAAUUCGAUAAAUAUCUUGAAAACAAACGUAAAAUUCGAUCAGAAUUUCAUCGUAAGAAAGCCAAAGAACUUCGUAAAGAAUUAAACGAUUUAUUAAAUUCUAAACCGGCACAAUAUACAGCUUUACAUCGUCGUUCGGAAUUAUCGACUUUUAUUAAUCAAUAUAAAAGUUCGGUUGGUGCAAAACCUUUCAUUAAAGCUUUAUUACGUAUGCUUCAAUUACAAUUAAAACAAUCAACUUUAAUAAGUUGGACCUUUUUAGAUGAUAUAUUUACUCAAAAUGGUCCUGAUUUUAUGAGAGCUAGCGUUAAUUUAUUAGUUAAUGUAUUGGGUUUUACUCAUACAGUUCAGCAAGUUGAUGAAAGUGGUCGAGGAGAUAAUUUGAGAACUUGGUAUAUGAACAGUUUAUUAAGUGAUACCAAUAUUAAAUCUUUAAUUGGAACCUUUCCAAAAGAAAAUUCUCUUGGUAAUGUAGGUGCAACCGGUUCAAUAGAAUUAUCUUCACAACAAAGACCCAUCGAAAUGAGUUCUUCCACAGGCAAUAUUAUUAGUAGGUUAUGUUAUCUACCUAUAAAGAUUCUUUUAGUUUGGUGGAGUCUUUCAAGAAUGUGGUUAAAUUUUUGUUUUGGAAUCAUCGGAUUUAAAAAGAACAUCCCGGAGGAGUCUUCUGUUUCUUCUGAGUUGCGUGUUUAA